AUACUUAACUUAUUUAUUUUAUCAAAAAUGCUACUACUAUGUAUUGUCACCUUUAUAAAUGCCUUUGUACAAGCCUAUAUAAAAGCAAAACGCGAAGCCCACGGGUUCAGCUCUAGUUCGAUUUUCCAUGAGCAGGAGGAGGCACAUAACAUUGACCAACAACCUCCUACUAUGUUAGAAUUUAAUAUAGCAGCGACCCCUGGAUGUUGUCACUAUCUCCGAUUCAUUUCAUCAGAUCCCAUCAAAAGUAAGCUAGAUAUGGAGAGAUGGGAAGGUGUACAGUCUGUCUGUAUUCUGGAAUCCGCUAGUGGUACCACUAUUUUACGACGCGAUUUUGGUGAUACCCUUGAAGAUGAGUACCUCAUGGGGGUCAUCAUCAACAAACCUGGACUUGUUGCUGCUGUUGGAGGGAUCCCAAAUGAGCUGAAAAUUGAAGGUGCGGUAACAUUCUGGUUUCCCAGUCCCGUUAGCAUAUAUUCCAAAAUAAAGCUGUCUCAAAAUUCUUCCGAGUGUCAGCAGUUUAAGCUCGAACAUUACGAGAGCGCCGAAUAUUCAGAAUAUAUAAAGCUUUUUAGGAGACUCAUUGCACGAAACUAUAUAAAAGCUUGCCGUGCCAGCUCAAGUACGACUUGCAAGCAGCAGGCAGAGGUACGUAACUUAGAUCCACGGCGUCUUAUGGUAGAAGCCAAUUUUCUUGAAUCUCAAUCACUUGGAUCUGCUUCUGACGAUGAACUCAAUAAGGACAACGACGGUUAAACGUGGUUUUACACUUAUGUUUGUGACUAGUUAAGACUUCCUAUUAUUAUUAAAGCUCAAGUUACAGUGCUUUCGUUCAUAUUAGCGUUCGUUGUUUUAAUUUUAACAUUGUUCAUAAAUUUCAGAUGGGUUCUUGGACUUAAGUAUUAUGCUAUUUAUUAUUUGAAAACAUUUAAUUAUGGGUAAA
Messenger RNA from Salvia miltiorrhiza (redroot sage), 943 nucleotides. RefSeq lists its product as uncharacterized. Bases 28 to 756 code for a protein of 242 amino acids. The record is from RefSeq and is a predicted model, not a curated record. The transcript is spliced from 7 exons. NCBI's taxonomy places the organism in Eukaryota, Viridiplantae, Streptophyta, Magnoliopsida, Lamiales, Lamiaceae.